AACUCCGACAACAUCGACUAUUUCCGACCGCACAACUUCUACUACAAUCUUUUUCUUACUCGUCUUAAUAAUUCGUUUUUUAAAUUUUUACUAUCGAUUUUUGCAUGUAGCAGAAUCUUAUUUGACGAUGCAAUUCAAAGAAGACAUGCCAUCGACGUGAUAAUCCGAUAUUCCGUUCCUCACACCCGAGCCAUGAUCUACUACUUACGUUGGCCAGCUCGGCACAGUUGGAACACAGGCGUUGUACUCAGCAAAAAUAGCUCUCGCACAGCAAUAACAGGAUCGAAAAUACUAUAUAGACCUUUUGCAUCUUCAUCCUUUCCCCUUCCGACCACCCCAACAUGUCCCGAACCCACCUGCGAAUGCGCGCCGACCCCUCCCAUGCCGCGAUGGCUACCUAUCGAUCAUCGACGACAACUAAACGCCACCAUGGCUCCAUAUACGCAGCAGAUAUUAAUAUCGACGGCUCAAACAGACUGGUCCAGUCGUAUCGAAGAUGACGGUGUUGGAGAGAAUUGGGGGUCUUUAAUUCGAGGACUGAAGGGUCUGUUUGGCCGAGGGGGGAAAUAUGCCGAUCCUUAUAAUAAUCUGUCCAUAACGACCUCUUCCUUUGCCCCUUCGCCGCUCGCUUCGUCAGGAUUCGCGUCUGCCUUUCUCUUUCCUGCUUUUAAAUACGUGCCUAGGAUUCCGGUCGCUGCAUUACAAGCUGCUAAUAAUGAGACUCCCGAUCUUGAAACAUUCGCACGCGCGUUUCUGCUCCCGCAUAAACUCCAUUCUGCACACGCUAGCAUCCCCGAUGCUCAAAGAAGCACCAUGACUCGUUCGCCGGAGCUAUCAUCACACUUCCCCGAGGUCCUCGAAAUCAAACAAUCACCAACAAUAUUAAUCUGCGGACAUGGUGGGCGAGAUAUGCGUUGUGGGGUUAUGCGGCCCGUUUUACAAGCAGAGUUUGAGCGUGUCUUGCGAAGAAAAGGAUUCACUACGAACGGCGACGAAGACGGUCAGAAAUCCGUGGUGGAUGGACCAACGCACGCCAAUCUUGCUGCCAUCAGUCAUAUCGGCGGACACAAAUAUGCAGGGAAUGUGAUAAUCUAUAUCCCUCCUGGAUUUAUGACCACGGCCGCCUCAUCGAAGUCCACUGUAGAGGUUAUUCCGAGUCCGCUGGCUGGUACAGGAAUAUGGUACGGCCGUGUUGAGCCGAAGCAUGUCGAGGGUAUUGUAGAAGAGACCAUCUUCAAGGGUAACGUGGUGGAAGAUCAUUUUCGUGGUGGCAUUGGCAUGGACGGGGAAAUUUAUAGACUGUAGUAUACAAGCCCACAGCUCCGAUAGAUUGUAUCAUAUUUAAAUGGAUAUCCCUCUCGCUACUCGACAA
Messenger RNA from Talaromyces proteolyticus, 1372 nucleotides. Its product is annotated as Sucrase/ferredoxin-like-domain-containing protein. The record is from RefSeq and is a predicted model, not a curated record. Lineage: Eukaryota; Fungi; Ascomycota; Eurotiomycetes; Eurotiales; Trichocomaceae. The transcript is spliced from 2 exons. Bases 193 to 1305 code for a protein of 370 amino acids.